AUGAACGAUGAAUGUGUCGUGGUGAAGCGUCACCACGACUGCGAGACCAAGAGUGAUUGCGAGAACGUCGUGGUGAAACGUCACCACGACGAUGAGAUGAAGAGUGGCGACGAGAACGUCGUGGUGAACGUGUAUCACCACGACCACGUGAACGAGAAAGUCGUGGCGAGCGUGUGGCACCACGAACUCGAGAACGCGAGUGGUGUCGCCAGCUUGACGCUCCACGAUUAA
Peronospora matthiolae is the source of this 231-nucleotide messenger RNA. The record is from the annotation of a GenBank genome assembly. NCBI's taxonomy places the organism in Eukaryota, Oomycota, Peronosporomycetes, Peronosporales, Peronosporaceae.